AUUACUAAUUGAAUUUGUUCCAACGAGGCUUUAAAAAGUAUGAUCGAAGACUGUUGAAUAGUAUUAGUUUGUUGUUAUUAAAAUGUUAAAACUAAUACUCAACUGUUUAUUAGUUUUGUUCGUCGCCUCAACUGCCAAUGGGGCCUUGGAAUUAGUGCAAGAUGAAGAGUUAAUGAAUCUAAUUAGAACUGAAAAAUAUGUAAUAGUUUUGUUUAGUGUUAACCACUGUGAAGAAUGCGACAAAUACGAAAAUGAGCUUGUCAGCCUUAGAGAAGAUCUAGUCGAGACGCUCAAUGCCUGGGUUGUAAAGGUUGUGAAUAGUCAAAUGACAAGGUUGUACAGUCCUGACAAGGAGCCAGUCUUAGUUUUCUUCCGGCACGGCGUUCCUCUCUUAUACGAUGGUCCUUUAAGCGACGAACUGAUCCUGCACACAUUCACCAACAACAAAAGUCCUUUGACUAAAGAACUCACAGAUGAUACAUUUGAACAUCUAACUCAAGCAGCAACUGGUGCUACUACAGGUGAUUGGUUUGUGCUGUUUUAUACUCCUGAUUGUGUGGACUGUCAACGUUUACAAGCCAGAUGGGAAGCAGUAGGAGCACACUUGAAGUCAAGGAUGAAUGUGGCUAGAGUUAAUAGAGCCACUACUGGAGCUGCUACUGCACGUAGAUUUGAGGUAUUCAAUGUGCCUGCCUUCUUGUUCUUCCGUCAGGGCAAACUAUACAGAUACCAGAUACAAAAAUAUGAUGUUGGUUCCUUUGUAUCAUUUGCCAAGGAGUUUUACAAGAAUGUAAAACCUGAAAGAGUGCCUUUACCAAAAACUCCAUUUGAUGAUCUUGUUUCCUUGAUAGCUGAUUACUUUAGGCAAAAUCCUUGGGUUUGGCAAGUAGGAUUUGGCACAUUUAUUUUUGGAUUGUUGAUGUCUGUUUUAUCACGACGGUUAAACAAACCCAAUGUUGGGGAAGCCAAGAAAGAAAAGGAAAAGGUGAAAACUAAAUAAAUUGUUAUCUCUAUUUUAUAUGAAUAUAUAUUUUUAAAAUGC
Aethina tumida (small hive beetle) is the source of this 1042-nucleotide messenger RNA. Its product is annotated as thioredoxin domain-containing protein. Bases 83 to 1000 code for a protein of 305 amino acids. NCBI's taxonomy places the organism in Eukaryota, Metazoa, Arthropoda, Insecta, Coleoptera, Nitidulidae. The transcript has a single exon. The record is from RefSeq and is a predicted model, not a curated record.